AAAAUAGCCCAGCAUGUCUCACAUGCGCCCAAACGGGUUAGAGCAGCGCCAAUGAGUCCAGCGGGAGGUUCGUCGUUCUCGCUGUUCUUUUCGUGCCUUCCCUUUCACCAGCCCUUCUUAUGUGUUUUGUCUAUAGUCACUCUUGAUUGCUGUUUUUGCGCCUUCAUUUCGAUCGCUUUUGCCCUCCCACUCCGACACGUUGGGUUGUUGCGAUCCCCAGUCACUCGCUUUGUUUACUCGUUCAGGGUCCCCUCAUAUCAUAUCAGCCGAUCUGCAUGUUUCACCGGCCCACUGGUCUUAAAUAGGACUUUUUACAACCCCCCGUUGCCAUUUCCUUCCGCGCAGAACCAUUCGUCAGCAUUGCAUUGAACACGAUACACCUUGCUAGGUUCAUCCAUCCACCGUCAGUCAGCGUUCGUUACUUGGGCACAUAUCGCUCGAACAUCGGGAGGACACAGAUCC
Aspergillus pseudonomiae is the source of this 462-nucleotide messenger RNA. RefSeq lists its product as uncharacterized. The record is from RefSeq and is a predicted model, not a curated record. The transcript has a single exon. Lineage: Eukaryota; Fungi; Ascomycota; Eurotiomycetes; Eurotiales; Aspergillaceae. The coding region runs from base 52 to 369 and encodes 105 amino acids.